GUUUGUCCCAACAGCCCCUCUCUUGGACGAUUCGUUUCUCUAACCUUCCACAAAGCCAAAGCCAGCAGUAGCCACCACCAACACAAUGGACAUUGCUAGACCGGUGGGCUCGUCAAUCACCCAUGUGGAUUUCGGCAUUCUCUCUGCUGAUGAAAUCAGGAAGCUCUCAGCAAAGCAAAUCACAAACCCAACUGUUUUCGACAACCUUGGGCACCCGAUAUCCGGAGGUCUUUACGAUCCUAGUCUUGGGGCCUUUUUGAAGAACCUGUGUACCACAUGUGGCUUGAGUGAUAUCUACUGUCCGGGUCAUCAGGGACACAUUGAGCUUCCUGUGCCGGUUUACAACCCGCUCUUCUUCAAUCAGCUCUACAUGUUCUUGAGAACCUCAUGUCUAUACUGUAACCACUUCAAGCUCCACUCGAACGAGGUGCAUAGAUUUGAGUGCAAGUUGAAGCUUCUCCAGUACGGGUUGAUUCUAGAGGCAAACGAGAUCGACAAGAUCCGUGUCGACUCAAACGACUUGGACGACACAGCAAAUGACAUUGAAGACGCUGACGCUGACAGCGAGUCUGCCAACAUCUCGGUCAGCUCAUCCAGAUUACUGCGUGAGAAAAGAGAGUUGUAUGUCCUAGAAUCGAUCAACAACGCAAUCAAGGAGGGCAGAUCCACCAAGGCAGGAAUCUUUACCGCCACCGUUGGUGAAGCAAGAAAAGAUUUGAUCACCGAUUUUUACUCAAAAGUGUUAGGUAAGAAGAAGUGUGAAAACUGUGGCCUAUUCUCCUCCACUUUCCGUAAGGACGGCUUCUCCAAGAUUUUUGAAAAUGCCUUGAAGGAUAAGGAGGCAACCAACAACAGAAUUAAAUUGGGCUCGAUCAAAGGUAAGAAAAGCUUCAUCCACACGCCUCCUAAGGCAGGUUCCAAAUACGUUCUCUCCACUGAAGUCAGAAGUAUCAUGAGAGCUCUUUUUAACACCGAGGCCUCCAUAAUUGACUUCUUGUUCCACUCCAAACCACUGUCAGCGCAAAGCUUAACUGCAGAUAUGUUCUUCAUCCAAGCUUUGGUUGUUCCUGCCACUAGAUUCAGACUACCUUCCAAAUUGGGUGAGGAGAUACAUGAAAACUCCCAGAACGAAUUGCUUACCAAAGUAUUGAACACCUCUUUGCUUAUAAGGGAUUUGAACGAUCAAUUCUCGUCCUUAACCAAAGACUUGUCCAUCGAUGAAAAGAAAAUCAUCUUCAACAGAUUAAUGAACGCCUUUGUCACCUUACAAAACGAUGUGAACGGAUUUAUCGACUCCACCAAAAACCAGAACGUGAGUAGUAAAGCACCAACCCCCGGUAUCAAACAGGCGUUGGAGAAAAAGGAGGGUUUGUUCAGAAAGCAUAUGAUGGGUAAGAGAGUUAACUAUGCUGCCCGUUCCGUCAUUUCCCCAGACCCAAUGUUGGAAACAAACCAGAUUGGUGUUCCUCCCGUUUUCGCCGUCAAAUUGACAUACCCUGAACCAGUCACCGCUUACAAUGUCUCUGAAUUGAGACAAGCCGUCAUCAAUGGUCCAGAUAAAUGGCCUGGUGCAAUCCAGGUUCAAAAUGAGGACGGUUCGCUGAUUUCCCUCAUUGGUAUGUCCUUGGAACAAAGAAAGUCUAUUGCUUCCCAGCUUAUGACUCCUUCCUCCGGAUUCACCGUGGUCAAUAAAAAGGUUCACAGACACAUCAGAAAUAAUGAUGUUGUUCUAAUGAACCGUCAACCAACUUUACAUAAAGCUUCCAUGAUGGGUCACAAAGUUCGUGUUUUACCUGGUGAAAAAACUCUCAGGUUGCAUUAUGCCAAUACUGGUGCCUAUAAUGCUGAUUUCGAUGGUGAUGAAAUGAACAUGCAUUUUCCUCAAAAUGAAAACGCCAGAGCUGAAGCUUUGAAUUUGGCAAACACUGACUCUCAGUAUUUGACUCCAACCUCCGGUUCUCCAGUAAGAGGUUUGAUUCAAGAUCAUAUUUCCGCCGGUGUGUGGUUGACCAACAAGGAUACCUUUUUCACUAGAGAAAGAUACCAAGAAUUGAUUUACUCGUGUAUCCGUCCGGAAGAUGGACAUUCCUCCGGUUCGAGAAUUAUAACGGUUCCUCCUACCAUUUUCAAGCCUGUUCCAUUAUGGACAGGUAAGCAAGUCAUCUCGACGAUAUUGUUGAAUAUCAAGCCACAAGAUACUCCUGGUAUCAACCUUAAAUCUAAGAAUAAAAUCAAGAACGAUUAUUGGGGUGAAGGAUCAAAGGAAAACGAAGUCUUGUUCCAGAAUGGUGAAUUACUAUGUGGUAUAUUGGACAAAUCCCAAUACGGUGCAUCCAAAUAUGGUAUUAUUCAUUCAUUGCAUGAAGUUUAUGGACCCGAUGUUGCAGGUAAAGCGUUAUCUGUUUUGGGUAGAUUAUUCACAACAUAUAUCAUGAUGAUUGGUUUCACUUGUGGUAUGGAUGACUUGAGAUUAACUGGUGAAGGUAACAAGUGGAGAAAUGAAAUUUUGAAAGAAUCUGUUGAUACUGGUAGACUUGCCGCUACAGAAGUCACUAAUCUGGACUCAAGCACCAAGGUCAACGAUCCAGAAUUCAAGAAAAGACUCGAAGAAAUCUUGAGAGACGAUGACAAGUUGGCAAUUCUCGAUGCAGUGACAAUGUCUAAGGUUAACAGUAUAACCACAAAAGUCGUUUCCACCUGUGUUCCAGAUGGUACUAUGAAAAAAUUCCCUUACAACUCCAUGCAAGCGAUGGCUUUGUCUGGUGCCAAGGGUUCCAAUGUCAAUGUUUCCCAAAUUAUGUGUUUGCUUGGUCAACAAGCCUUGGAAGGUAGAAGAGUUCCAGUUAUGGUUUCUGGUAAGACUUUACCAUGUUUCAAGCCUUUUGACACGGAUGCAAGAGCUGGUGGCUAUAUCAAAAACCGUUUCUACUCAGGUAUUAGACCUCAAGAAUACUACUUCCAUUGUAUGGCUGGUAGAGAAGGUUUGAUUGAUACUGCUGUCAAAACAGCAAACUCGGGCUAUUUACAACGUUGUUUGACCAAACAAUUAGAAGGUGCAACUAUCAACUACGAUAACACUGUCAGAAAUUCAGAUGGUACUAUGAUACAGUUCAUGUAUGGUGGUGAUUCAGUUGACGUUACCAAAGAAUCACAUUUGUAUGAAUUCAAGUUCUUUGUUGAUAACUACAACUCUCUAUUACAGCGUUAUAGUCCUUCCAAUGUUGACAACUUGGAUGCAGAAACCGCAAUUCAUUACAACAAGAAAUCAAGAAAGUAUCUCAAGAAACAAGGUGACCUUCCACAUUAUGCUGAAAGCUAUAAAUACGAUCCAACCAUUUCACUCUAUAACCCUGCAAGAUACUUGGGAUCUGUGUCGGAUAAGUUUGAAGACAAAUUAGAUGCCUUCAUUGAAAGCAAUGACAAGUUAUUUGUUUCGAGUAAGGAAGCAAAGAACAAUGGUGGUUUGACAUCAAAGAAGUUUAAAGCUUUGAUGCAAUUGAAAUAUAUGAGAUCUUUGAUUCAUCCAGGGGAGGCUGUUGGUAUCAUUGCUUCCCAAUCUGUUGGUGAACCUUCGACUCAAAUGACUUUGAAUACUUUCCAUUUUGCAGGUCAUGGUGCUGCAAAUGUUACUUUAGGUAUUCCACGUUUAAGAGAAAUUGUCAUGACUGCAUCUGCAUCUAUAAAGACUCCUCAAAUGACGCUACCAAUUUUAAACGAUGUUGAUGACGAAUCUGCAGAUGCAUUCUGCAAAUCUGUCACGAAGAUCAAGUUUUCUGAAUUCAUUGAUGACGUUUCCGUCAUUGAAACCACUGCUGACGUCAGCUCUGGUAUUAACGCAACUAGAUCAUAUGAAAUCAAGAUUAAAUUCUUUGAUUCUAAAGACUAUCAAGAAGAAUACGAUGUUACCAAAGAAGAAUUAGAAAAUACAGUUAGACGUCAAUUCAUCUAUCAAUUGGAAUCCGUUAUUGUAAAAGAGUUGAGAAAGCAAUCAAUCAAAAACAAUGCUUCAAUGCCAGAUAUUGGAGUUGCAGUUGCUAAGACAAAGGCAACAAGUAAAAUCACGAAUGAUGAAGGUACUGAUGAAAAGAGCCGAACUAAGCAAGCUGUUUCUUAUGAAGAUCCAGAUGAUGAAGAGCUAGAGGCUAUGAAGCAGGCUGAGAAGAGUGAUGAGGAAUUGAUUGAUGCAUCCGCAUCUGAAUCUAGUGGUGAUGAGUCUGAAAGCGAUGAUGAAGCUGAUGAUGAAGAGGCCGACAAGAUGGCUGUCGAUAUAAAGAAAGACGAAAACUCUGGCAAAAAGAAUCUAUCGAAAACGGCAAAGGUAAGGCAGCAUGAAGUUAUUGUUGGACAUACUUUUGUCACUGAAUACGAUUUUGACGACGAAGAUGGUUCAUGGUGCGAAUUCAAGCUCGAACUGUCUGCAGAUACCCAGAAGUUACUUAUGGUCAACAUCGUUGAAGAUGUUUGUAAGAAGUGUGUUGUUCGUGAAGUGCCAAACAUUGGACGUUGUUUGCGUCCAACUGCUGAACAGGGUGUUCGUCAAUUGGUCACUGAAGGUGUCAACUUCCAGGCCAUGUGGGAACACGACUCAUUCAUCAAUGUCAAUGACAUUCGUGCCAAUGACAUUGCAGCAGUUUUGCGUGUAUACGGUGUUGAAGCCGCCAGAAACACCAUUGUUAACGAAAUCAACCGUGUUUUCGGUACAUAUGCAAUUAGUGUCAGCUCGAGACACUUAGAUUUGAUUGCAGACUAUAUGACUAGAGAAGGUACCUAUUUGGCAUUUAAUAGACAAGGUAUCGACUCCUGUACUUCUUCCUUCAUGAAGAUGUCGUACGAAACUACAUGUCAAUUUUUAACCAAGGCAGUUUUGAACUCCGAUAGAGAAGAUUUAAAAUCUCCUAGUGCUAGAAUUGUGAUGGGUAAACUCAACCUAGCUGGUACAGGUAGUUUUGACCUUCUGUCGAAAAUGCCAGAAGCUUAAUUUCCAGAUUCCCGGUUUUCCAUUACCACUAUCUAAAGUAUGUAUUUUUGCGUCGUUUUUGUAUAAAGAAUUAAUCUAUUAAGUAACAUUUUGUGACAUGAAAAAAGGGAAAAAAA
This is a messenger RNA of Pichia membranifaciens NRRL Y-2026, 5094 nucleotides long. RefSeq lists its product as hypothetical. The coding region runs from base 86 to 4978 and encodes 1630 amino acids. The transcript has a single exon. Lineage: Eukaryota; Fungi; Ascomycota; Pichiomycetes; Pichiales; Pichiaceae. The record is from RefSeq and is a predicted model, not a curated record. Gene Ontology annotation, biological process: DNA-templated transcription. Gene Ontology annotation, molecular function: DNA binding; DNA-directed RNA polymerase activity. Gene Ontology annotation, cellular component: RNA polymerase I complex.